Caenorhabditis bovis is the source of this 2466-nucleotide messenger RNA. The record is from the annotation of a GenBank genome assembly. Lineage: Eukaryota; Metazoa; Nematoda; Chromadorea; Rhabditida; Rhabditidae.
AUGUAUGAAGCGACGCCGAGCGCCGCUGAUCAGGAGAAGGCGCUGGAUCAUGCGUGUCGAAUUGUGAAAUCGGAGGCGCACGAGAUGAAGCGAUGCCUCGACAAGGGGAAGACGAUGGACGCGUUGAAGCACGCGCUUCAAUUUCUCAACGAGCUUCGCACCGGAGAUUUGUCGCCGAAAUUCUAUUACCGAUUGUACAUGGAUUCGGUGAAUGAGCUUCAACAGCUUGAAACGGUGCUCAUCGACGAUUUUCAGCAGGACGCGUCGAAAUUGACAAAUUUGUAUGAAUGUGUUCAAUACGCCGGCUCAAUUAUUCCCAGAUUGUACCUUUUGGUCACUAUUGGCGUGGUUUUCAUUAAAUGCGGCCUCGGGUCUCGCAAGGAAUUACUCAAAGAUAUGGUGGAGAUGUGCCGCGGUGUUCAACAUCCACUUCGCGGCUUGUUCCUCAGAAACUAUCUUCUUCAAUCAACGAGAUCGUUGCUGCCCGAUGUCGGCGAUGACGAUGAUGAUGAUGGGGCGGUGCUCGUCGAGCCGGCUGAGGCGAACGGCAAAUGCUUGAAGCAGGACGGCACCGUCGCCGACGCCAUCGACUUCAUCAUCAUCAAUUUCGGCGAGAUGAACAAACUCUGGGUCCGAAUGCAGCAUCAGGGACCAUCGAAGGAGCGCGAGAAGCGCGAGAAGGACCGCCUCGAGCUUCGCAUUCUCGUCGGCACCAAUUUGGUGCGACUCUCGCAAUUGGAGAGCCUCACCGAAGAGAUGUACACGCGCGAGGUGUUGCCGUGCAUUUUGGAGCAGGUCGUUUCGUGUCGGGACCCGAUCUCGCAAGAGUACCUCAUGGAGUGCGUCAUUCAAGUGUUCGCCGAUGAUUUCCAUCUCGCCACGCUCAACGAGUUUCUCGCCGCGUGCGGCCAACUCGCGCCGGAGGUCAACGUCAAGAAUGUGCUGAUCGCGCUGAUCGAUCGCCUCGCGUUGUACACGACGAGUUCGAUCGAAGGCGAAGCGGCGCGCAACACUCAGAAUAAGAUGCAAUUAUUCGAGAUAUUCUCCGAACAGGCCAAGGAUCUUAUCAAGAAUCGUCCCGACAUGCCGAUGGACGACGUCGUCUCGCUUCACGUCGCACUGGUCAGUCUGGCCGUAAAAUGCUAUCCGAAUCGUGUUGACUAUGCGAAUUUGUCGCUUCUCAGCCUACGGACGAUCAUCGAGGAGAAGGGCAUCACGACGAUCGAGGCGUUCGGCAAAGUCGGGCGCGAGUUGACGAAACUCCUCAACAUUCCCAUCGACGAGUACAAGAAUGCGGUGCGGCUCUCGGAGUUGUCCGAAUUCGUCGCGCUCGUCAAUUUCUUCGAUUAUCGCGGACGAUGCAACACCGCCGCCUACAUCAUCGCCAACAUUCUCGACGAGGAGACGUUCCUGAAGACCCAGGAUGACGUGAAUGUGGUUUUCGAUUUGAUCGCACCUCUGAUACGCGAUCAGCAAGAUCAGCCGACGGAUGCGAACGAGUCCGAGGAUUUUGUCGAUGAGCAGAACGCCGUCGCCCGAAUGGUGCACAUGAUAAAAGCGGAUGACGUCGACAAUCAAUAUCUCCUUCUCAACAGCGCUCGCAAAGUGUUCGGCGAGGGCGGCAAACAUCGUCUAAAAUACACGCUUCCUCCGAUUGUCUUCGAGAUUUAUCGAUUGGUUGUCUCGUUUAUCGACCAAAAAGAUGCGGAUCCGAAUUGGGAGGCCAAAGUUCGAAAAAUGUUUGUCUGCGCGAUGGGCAGCAUCGGCGCGCUGGUGUCGACCGCCGAGCUCGCCGAGUUGCCAUUGAAGCUCUAUUUGGAUGGAGCCGCUGCCGCCAACAAAGUUCCGUUCACCGACAACCACACGGUCAUCUAUGAGUUCAUCUCGAAGGCGAUGUCGAUUCUCGAGGACGAUGUUGCCGAUUCGCGCGAUCGCGUGCGUUGCCUUCAUCUCACCAUCGGCACCCUAUUGGCGACGAAACAUCUACCCGACGAGAAUUGGCAGCCAUUGGCGAGUCAGUGCGCGUUGGCGGCGGCGAAAAUGUUCAAAAAGCCCGAUCAGGUUCGAUCGCUGAUAUCGGCGGCGACACUUUAUUGGAACGGCAAAACUAUUGAGACGAUGGGCGAGCCGAUGAGGAAUGGCAAACGUGUGGCGGAGAUAUUGAGGAAGGCGGCGAAGAUCGCGAAUGAGUGCCUCGAGCCGAUUGUUCAGCAGCAGCUAUUCAUUGCGCUCAUCGCCGCUUACACCUAUUAUUACGAGGAUAAGUGUCCGGAGAUCAAUGUCGAACACAUUGAGCAGCUUGUUGCUCGCACCACCGACAAUGCUGUUCAACUCGACGUCUCGUCGGAAGCCGACGCCCUCGAGCGUCAAUUAUCGGAAGCGGUGAAACGAUUGAAUUUGGCGAAGAGCGAGAUCAAUGGAGGUGUCGAUGAUGCUCCGCCGCCAAUCGAUAAUAGUCAAUUGUAA